This is a messenger RNA of Chlorella variabilis, 1629 nucleotides long. RefSeq names its product expressed protein. Bases 1 to 1629 code for a protein of 542 amino acids. Gene Ontology annotation, biological process: positive regulation of proteasomal ubiquitin-dependent protein catabolic process; protein polyubiquitination. The transcript is spliced from 14 exons. The record is from RefSeq and is a predicted model, not a curated record. NCBI's taxonomy places the organism in Eukaryota, Viridiplantae, Chlorophyta, Trebouxiophyceae, Chlorellales, Chlorellaceae.
AUGGCAGCGCACGCCCUACAAGAGCAGCGAGGCGAGGGGCAGGAGCAUCAGCGCGAGAACUUCCCGCAACUUGGGUUUGAUGCCCUGCCGCUGGAGGUCCGCUUGCAGUGCCUGGCCAACUGCGACUGGCAGACACUGGCCCGCGCCAGCUGCGUCAACCUAUCGACUAGGGCACUGGUUGACUACUUGGUGCGAACCCCAUACUGGCGCACAUAUAGCGAGGAGCAGCCCGCGGUGCUGUGUACCGACUUUGCCACGCCCGAGGAGCGGCAGGCGGCAUGCAGCAAAUGGGCGGGGGGACUGACCGCCACGCUGUGCGGCCACGGCAAGCCAGACAUCUGCUUUGUGUUUGUGUCGUCCAGGAGUCAUGCCAACCUGCCGGUCAUGCUGCGCGAGCUGCGGGCCAACCUGGCAAAGUGCACCCUGCUGGCGGGCGUGGUGGCGCCCGGCGUACUGGGGCGAGACACGGAGCGCGGCAGCAUCAAGGAGGUGGACAGCGUGGAGCGCGUGGGGCUGGUGGUGUCUGUGCUGCACCUGCCGCCGGGCUCGUCCCUGCACGCGGCGCUUAUCAAUGACGGCCUGACGCCAAACUACUCCAACCCAGACUGGCAGCCUCCUGAGGGCGAGCUUCCGCACGGCCCGGCCAAGCACACGCGCACCUGGCUGGUACUCAGCGACCGCCAUGCACACGUGGACGGCGUGCUGCAAGAGCUUGGCCGGCGGUAUCCAGGCGAGGCAAUUUGCGGGGGGAUGGGGGGUGGCACCGAUGGCACCUCCUCCCUGCUGGUGGGCCUGCCGGGGCGGACGGCUGAGCAGAAGCUGCACGCCGAGCGCUUCAUGGUGUCCCAAGUGUCGGCCAACGUUGACCUGUCGCCUGUGGGGCGCGUGACGCUGGUGCAGCAGCUGCAGAACAGCAUCUCGCUGGCCACUGGGGCGGACAACCUGACCUGGGUCCCCGUGGGCGGCAGCUUCACCCCCACCAGCGCCCUGGUAGCGGCGCUGCAGGCACAGGGUGCCAACGUGGCGCCGCGCGCGCCGCUCUUCUUUGGCGUGCGCUCCCCGGGGGUCAGCCAGGGGGAGGACGACCCGUGCAAGAUGGUCAUGCUGCAGAUGCACGACCCCAACAACCUGAUGCGCACCAGCGGCUAUGUCAGCGUGCAGCAUCCGGUGGAGCGGGGCAUGAUUGCGGCCUUCUACACGCCGCAGCCCAGCCUGAGCAGGCUGCAGCUGCAGGCGCGGCUGACGGCGAGGGCCGAGCAAGUGCGCAGCAGAGACUACUCGGAGGAGGUGAAAACGGAUGCGGGAUACCUCGGCAGCGUCUCAUCAGACAGCAUCCACAUGGUGCUUGAUGUGAAGCCGGCGCCGGUGUACGGCUGCCUGCUGUUCCCUUGCGUGGCCAAGGGGCAGCGAUACUACGACGAGGCCGAUGUGGAGACGCAGAUGGUGCAGUCCAACUUCCCGGGCGCCGCCAUGUGCGGGUUCUUCUGCAACGGCGAGAUUGGGCCCUCGCCGCCAGAUGAGCUGGCGCCUGGGGAAGCCCAGGAGGCGCGGAUGAUGGGCUACAGCACAGUGGUGUGCAUGCUGAAGCUCAGCCCGGCGCCGCCGCCACCAGCAGAUUGGGCCCGAUGA